AUGUCUGGAGAAGAAAACAAAGACUCGCAGAGUGAAAGUAAACCGAACGAAAGUACACUACCCGAAAGUAAAGCUAGCGAAAGUAAACCGAACGGAAGUAAACCAAAUGUAACUAAGGAUGAUGCAUUUGGAUAUCUUAGAGCUAUGAAAGAUAAAUUUCAUGACGAUCGUAAAAAAUAUAACGAUUUUCUUGUAAUUAUGAAUAAUUUUAAAGCUCGUAUAAUUGAUAGGAAUCGUUGCAUAAAAGAGGUGAAAAAAUUAUUUAAAGGACACCAAGACUUGAUUUCUGGUUUCAAUGUUUUCUUGCCAAAUUAUUUGGAGCUCCAUGAUUGGGACAAUGUAGAGGUUAAAAUCAACAAUUAA
This is a messenger RNA of Thlaspi arvense, 363 nucleotides long. The record is from the annotation of a GenBank genome assembly. Lineage: Eukaryota; Viridiplantae; Streptophyta; Magnoliopsida; Brassicales; Brassicaceae.